AAACCACUAGAGAAUAAAAGAAGUCCAAGGAAAUGGCAUUUUGCCGAUCCGUUUUCAGUCAUUCUCCCUCAGCUUCACUCCCCAUUGUUUCUAUUUUUUCCAAAUCCGCUUUACCUUUCCUAAUCUACCGUCAUAAGUUGUCCAAAUUUACCAAGCUGCCUUUUAUAUACCAGAACCCGCAGAGCUACACUCACAGUGCAAUAAUCUCAAGAACCCUGUGCCUAUCAUCAACCUCCUUUUCCAUGGAAUCUGCUCCAGAAGGUUACAGAAGAAACGUGGGUAUCUGUCUGAUCAAUCCAUCUAAAAAGAUUUUUGCUGCUUCGAGGCUGGAUAUACCCAAUGCUUGGCAAAUGCCUCAGGGAGGUAUAGAUGAGAAUGAAGAUCCUAAAAUUGCAGCCAUAAGGGAAUUAAAAGAAGAGACAGGGAUUAUCUCAGCAGAAAUUCUUGCAGAGGCACCUUAUUGGUUGACAUAUGACUUCCCACCUGAAGUCAGGGAAAAACUUAAACGUCAAUGGGGAUCUGACUGGAAAGGUCAAGCGCAGAAGUGGUUUCUUCUUAAAUUCACUGGGAAAGAGGAAGAGAUCAAUCUUUUGGGUGAUGGCACAGAGAAACCUGAAUUUGGUGAGUGGUCAUGGAUGUCACCCGGGCAAAUACUUGACCAUGCUGUAGAUUUCAAGAAACCUGUUUACAAGGAAGUUUUGACAGUUUUUGCUCCUUAUCUUGAAUAAAUUCAUACACGUGUUGACUGCUUACGUUCUUUUUUUAUGUAGUGAACUACUAGAUCAAAUAAUUGAUCGUCUUUGGGGUUAAGUUCUUUGGUACAGAUGCAAUCUCCUCAAAGAUCUGAUAUUCUUGUGAUUAACUGGAAAAACAUUGGUUGGUAUGGUAGAUAAUAUGUGGAAAUUUUCCUACUGUUGUGUUAAAUUUAAGGGAAUUAGAGGUGGCUUAUUUGCA
This is a messenger RNA of Hevea brasiliensis (rubber tree), 954 nucleotides long. Its product is annotated as nudix hydrolase 26, chloroplastic. Gene Ontology annotation, molecular function: bis(5'-adenosyl)-pentaphosphatase activity; guanosine-3',5'-bis(diphosphate) 3'-diphosphatase activity. Gene Ontology annotation, biological process: ribose phosphate metabolic process; nucleoside phosphate metabolic process. The transcript has 6 exons. Bases 33 to 728 code for a protein of 231 amino acids. Gene Ontology annotation, cellular component: chloroplast. Lineage: Eukaryota; Viridiplantae; Streptophyta; Magnoliopsida; Malpighiales; Euphorbiaceae. The record is from RefSeq and is a predicted model, not a curated record.